Messenger RNA from Phycodurus eques (leafy seadragon), 4666 nucleotides. RefSeq names its product autophagy related 4C, cysteine peptidase (gene atg4c). NCBI's taxonomy places the organism in Eukaryota, Metazoa, Chordata, Actinopteri, Syngnathiformes, Syngnathidae. Gene Ontology annotation, molecular function: protein-phosphatidylethanolamide deconjugating activity. The record is from RefSeq and is a predicted model, not a curated record. The transcript has 9 exons. The coding region runs from base 2720 to 3949 and encodes 409 amino acids.
UAUCCCUCUGUGGUACAAAUGGAGAAUAAAGGGAGUGACGAGGUGGAAAAAAUGAAGACCAAGUUCUUGUCCGUGUGGCACAAUGUGAAGUACAGUAAGUGAGCUUGAGGUCAAAACACACACACACACACACACACACACACACACACACAGAUCUGACAGUUUAAUUCUGAUUUGCUGUGAGACAACAUGUUUUUCUUGACUAAUGAACAAUCUUUUGCUUGUCAAUAUAUGUGUUUAAAGUACCUGGUGGCUGAGUUGUGUUUUUUAAACUGCAACUUGAGACAAACAGUGUAGUGUUCUGUGGUUAUAUACAUUUUGAGACUGAGCCAAAGCACAAGGUGGCGGCUGUUGAACAGUUGGGCUCUGAAGGCAAAGACCUCAUUCAGCCGAAAUUCCCCUGUGGUUCUUCUGGGAAAGUGUUACCAUUUUAAGGCUGAUGGUAUAGUAUGUUGCACAGCUUAUGAACCUGUUUCUUUUUCAGUUUAUUCUUCUUGCUUUGUAGGGUUGGCAUUAGAUUUUAAUAUUUCCUUGUGUUUUCAACAACUGUUAAGGAAAGUUCUUCGUAGCUAAAAUGAAAAUGUUCUCAGAUGAUCUAACAUAACACAUUGUGACAACUGAUUGAAGAGAUCACAUGCAUUAUAACUUUGGAGUAACUGUGUACAGUAUCAUGAUACACAACAGCAAUAUAGUUAUAUAGUUGCAGGGAUCUCGUUUGAUGUGUGUCCUGCAUCUCAGACGCACAAAAAUUAGCGGGGACGCAUAAAGCACAAUCAGUCUGCAUCUUCAGACGCAUGGCUUAGUACGCUGGCGUGGGGCUGGAAAUCUGAUGCAUGAUUAUUAUUUUUUUGGAUGAGACAGAACUCUAGAGUGCGACUAAUUUGGUCUCUUAUGCGCCCAAAUUUCUGAAUGGUGCAGCAAAAAGCAAAAAAAAAAAAAAAAAGAUACAGGUGCCCAGUCAUUUGAGGAAGAAAAAACAUUUCCGCGACUUGAAAGCAGACACACGAUGGGUUUCAUUGUGUCUCUAAACCAAUCAGAUAGCGAAGAGCGGGUACCUGUGUGUGUGUGUGUGCGCUUGCAUGCGUGUGUGUGCACGCAUGCGUUUGGCAAUGGGGGCACUCGGGUUCACAAAGCUAAGUUUUCUGACGGCGAGCUGGUAGCUGCACAGUUAAUGGAAUUAGUUCCAAAGCCUAACGCCACCGCGAUGAUGUGAAAACAUUUUGGAUUCAAGCCACAUGAACGCGGUCAUUCUGCUAACACCAACUAGCUGGUAUGUCAAAUUUGUAUGAAUUCGCAACAAAGACAGCACAACUUAAAACCUCAAAGUGACAAAAUAAAUUUGAAACACAACCGUCCCACCCAAUUUCUUCAGCUGGGAACAAAAAACAUGGUGGGACAUCUCUUGUUUUCUGUCAGCUUGCAAUUAUGGAACACUUUGCCUAAUAGUGCAAAUACAAACAUGAAUAUGGCGCACGUUUGCUCACGUUUUAUACAGUAUAGAGUUACAAUUGUAAAGAGAUGUAGUUAAUGAACGUGUUGACAAAGCAGCUUUUAAAGAAAGGCUGCAGACUUUUAAAACAGGAUGCUUUGCUCUACUUGUGUUGUCAUUAAUGUUGCUACUUGGCACUUUUUCUUAACCAGAUGGAAACUGGAUUGGCAAUAUACGGCCUGUUAAGGCAUUAAUGACUCUUGAUACUUCUGUGCCAAAUUUUAAUAUUUGUAGAAGUGCAAUUUUUGGGAACAGAGCCUCAGUCUGUUUUAUUUAUAUAUUGUUAAUCUAAGAUAUUGUAUUUAUUGUUCAACAUUACAUUGUCAAUGUUUAUUAUUCUUAGAAUUAUAAUUAAAAGUGAAUUGUCUUCAAAAGGAUGUACUUGAAUUAUUCCCCUCUAAUAUCAUUAUAUGAGUGGCAUAAAAACAUCAACAAUACUAUCGCUUGUCGUCGUAGUUUUUGGAAAAUAUAUCGUCCUGAAAAAUUAAACACACAUAAUAUACUGAGAGAGAACAAGAGCACAGGAAAGCGCAAAAUAUUGUACAAACGGUAUAUGAAAAAAAAUAGAGUAACACCUGUAAUACAAAUCUGCAAUAUAGAGGGACCGCAAAGCAAGAACCGUGAUAUAGCAUAGGAUUACUGUAUCACUAUUCCGUGAUGAUAAAUUCCAGGGACUCAGUGUUCCUGGGUUUGGAGUCAUUGCUUCCAUGACAUGGGCAUCCUGGGCCUCACAUAGUCUCAAGUGUAAAAUGAUCUAUGAGUUGUAUCAACUAUUCUGUCUAUUCAAAGAUAAUAAUGUUCAGUUUUGAUUGACAGUGCCCGAGGGGUAUUCAUUUACUAAUAUUUGUUAUUAUUGUUGUUGUAAUUUGCAGUGGUGUACAACUGCACUGCACAGACUCGCACAUGUAAUUGAUUCAUAUUUACCAAAAUAUCAAACACAGCUCUCAUUGCUGUGAAGUACUGGUUGGUAAGAUAGUGGGUCCACUGCAAUGUAUCAUCCAUUCAUCCAUUUUCUGUAUCGUCUGUUUGCAUUUGACAUGAGUUAUUAUACAGUAUAAUAAUAAGCAUUAAUUGGUUUGACAAGGUUACACACAGUUGGGUAAACCCAGCAGAUAAUUUCUAGAUGACACCUUGACAAAUAAGGUUUGGUCAUCGGCCUGAGCCUUGUUUUCCCUAGAUGAUGACGAUGUCUCAGAAGCCUGCUUGGAAGCGCCGGAUAAGGACUCCGUCAUGGGAAAUAUAGAGGAUUUCCGGAGGGAUUUUGCAUCUCGUGUGUGGCUAACAUAUAGGGAAGAGUUUUCCCCUCUACCUGGCUCUCUUCUAACAUCCGACUGUGGCUGGGGCUGCAUGCUUCGGGCUGGACAGAUGAUGUUGGCUCAAGCACUUAUUCUGCACUUCUUGGGCAGAGAUUGGAUGUGGUCAGAGGCACUACAGCUCCAGCGUUUGGACGCCGAGACAUGGACCACCACUGCAGCCAAGCGCCUGGUCGAAUUCCUGGGAGCCUCGCUACAGGGCACCUUCAACAGGCCCUCCAAUCCUGAAUCAUCAGCCAUACAUCAGGCUCAGGCUCCAGGGUCAGCAGAGGAGGCAGAUGCCCACUUAAAAGAAAUGUACCACCGGACACUGGUUUCAUGGUUUGGGGACAACUCCUUUGCUCACCUGGGUCUGCACAGACUGGUACAUUUAGGCCUGACAUUGGGGAAACAGGCCGGGGACUGGUAUGGACCUGCUGCUGUCGCGCACAUUCUCAAGAAGGCUAUGGAUGAAGUGAAGGACUCUGCCUUAGCUGGUAUAACUGCUUAUGUCUCCCAGGAUUGUACAGUGUACAGCGCUGAUGUGAUUGACAGCCACAGGGCACCCAAAGCUGGGUGGCCGUCGGCUGGUAAAGCAGAUGACCUGCCCCCUCACCAAAAAGAACAAUCAGCAUCUGCGUUCACCCUGCCAGACAGUCAAGCUGUUAUCAUUCUAAUCCCUGUACGACUGGGAGGGGAAAAGAUCAACCCCGAGUAUUUUAACUUUGCAAAGAGAAUACUAAGUCUGGAGUACUGCAUUGGCAUCAUUGGAGGGGAGCCCAAGCAAGCCUGCUACUUUGUAGGAUUUCAAGAUGACAGCUUGAUUUACAUGGACCCUCAUUACUGUCAGUCUUUUGUGGAUGUCAGCACCAGCGAUUUCCCUCUCCAGUCCUAUCACUGCCCCUCACCAAAGAAGAUGCCUUUCACUAGGAUGGAUCCAAGCUGCACCAUUGGAUUUUACUCCAGAAGUGUCCAAGACUAUGAGAAAAUCACCCAAGAGCUGUCUCAGGUUCUGCAGCCAUCAGCAAGCGACAAAUACCCAGCGUUCACUAUUGUGCAAGGUCAUGGUAGAGAUUACGACCUGUCGACCCUAGAAAAGAGAGAAUGGCCCUUCAUCCGUGACCCAAGGAGGACAAUCACCACUGCUGGGGACUUUGUGCUUCUUUGACAGAACAGUUUAUAUCAGUGAACAUGGAACUUGCCCUCAAGCCUUGGUUUAGACAGAUGACAUUAAACCUUUUAAAACUGGAUGUCCCUGAAAACACUUUCUUUUCACCGAUUGGUGAACAGCUGGAUUUCAACAGUAUAAGUUUGCUAAAAUACUUUGGUUUGUCACAGGACAUUUUUAGAGCUCUACUGAAUUAUCUGACCUAUUUUUAAACUAAACUGCAGAAGAGGAAGAUGGUUGAAGUGCACACUUGUUAUAUUAUUUUAUUUUUGCCAGCAGACAUUUCGGUGUUAUGAUAGAAUAACUAUAGUUCAGUACCUUCACAGUUACACCAGCUUGUAAAAUAAAGAAAAUUAAGUUUCAGUCCCUGCAGUAUUUAUACAACUUGUGUUUGUCAUGAUUUGUAUUGGACUGAAAGGAAUAUGAUUAAAUAGGCUUGAGUUAUGCCAAUUAACAUUUCCAAGCCCUCUCCAAAAGCAUCUCAGCUAAUAUGAUGCACAUUUUCAGCCACAAGAAAACAAUUUACCAUAUUUGGGGGGGGCAAUCCUUUACUUUUUCUAUCGUGUUACACUGGAGCUUUCUUAUAUGCUGUUUUGCAUUUGCAUGGUUUAGAUUUGUAUUAAACAAUAUUAAUUUAGAAAUGUUUAAUAAAUAUUUUUAUUCAAAAUUUAUUUUUUUUUGAAUAAAAAUUUUGAAUAAAUAUUUUUUUCAGUGAAA